AUGGCUACCGAGACACCAACUUGGGAAGCGUUCAAGGAAAAUGCGGCUCCACUCGGAAGGGGUAGGAAUGUUGCCAUACUCGAGAAGUCUUGCGUUGAAACAGAAGAGGACAAGCAAAGGAAAGAAACUUUGAUUAGGCACUUUGAAGUGCUAGUGCAACCUUCCGAAAAAAUGAUGGAGAAUAGAAUCACGCUGGAAGAAGACGACGGUCAGGAUCCACUCAUUCAUUGGCUAUCGUACAUCAAAUUCUGCCAAGAGUCCUUUCCUGCGGACACACAGAAAGAGUUUCUGCUUCUGGAACGGUGUACUCGAGCCUUGGUCGGACAGCACAAGUACCGCAAUGACGUCCGCUUCAUUCGCGUCUGUGUGUCCUAUGCAGACAAGGCAAGGGAGCCAAGAGAAGUGUUUCGUUUUCUUCAUGACUCCCAUAUUGGCACUCUCACAGCAAUAUUUUGGAUGGCUUGGGCAUUCUGGGCGGAGAAGCAACACGACUUCAAACUUGCCGAGAAGAUACUCACCAAAGCAAAAAGUAAGGGAGCCAAGCCCAAACAUGUUAUCGAGCAGCGCUACAAACAGUUUCAAAGGCGAAUGGCAAGACGUGUCAGGAAUGAACAGCAGGGCAUUGGCACCGAAGAGGAUGACGGCGACGGUCGUGAUAGCCAUGCCGUACUUGGCAGAUUGACGGAGGACGCAUUUCGGAGAAACGAUCGAUCAUCCACAAGGAACCGAAACAACCCACCACAGUCCAGACAAUCUCAUCGCAGCCAAAACAUGCCAUCAUCUAACAUGUCGACCUUUCGAGAUCGGUCAGCUCGAGGUCAUGGCAGUUCCAGACAUUUCAGUUCGACCCAGAACACAACCCAUCAAAAGGGCAAAUCGAACAACCUGCCGAGUUCUGCUGGUUUUCGAAUCUUUCAAGACGGGCAAGAGAACGAUGGGUACAACUUGGAUCAUCACGUUGGCAACAACGAAAAUCGACGUUUGGCUCGGGAGAAAGACCGUCGAAAGGAAAACACCAUCGCUGCUGAGCAAUGGAACCUGAGAGGAGGGCUUCAGACUGCCAACGCCGCUUCUCGAUAUGCGACAGCCCCGCCGUCACAUGCUCCAAGACAAAUGCCAACAAAGUCGGAAGGUUUUUCUGUGUUUAUUGACGAAGAAUGUGAAGCAGAAAACCAGCGCAAAGAGUUGAUGGGACAAGCUGAUGAAGACCGGAGACGGCGACACCGCGAUGAACGCACUUUCCGUCAACUCGAGUCUGGAGAAAGCGUCGCAGAAAAGCUCUUCCAGGACCCCCUUCGCUACGUGAAAGAUCCAUCGAGACUGCAGCAUGAUGAAGACCGGGCCAAGAAGGUGCAGCUGGUUGAAGAAGAAGCGACUGCCGCGCAUCAUCUCGUAGACGAGGACAGACUACGUAAACGAAGCCAUCGUUCCGAAGGCAAGAAGGCAACAUCUAGGACUGCUUACGUUGGAGAGCGUCUAGUCAAGAAUGACCGCGGUCGGGAGCAAUGUUUCAACGAACAUCGAGCAUUCUUUGGUCGAUACAAGGUGGCACCUCCGGAAACAAACUUCAACGCAUUGGAACAAAGAAGUGGCAGGAUUUCUGCAGUUGACGAUUCAGAUAUGGACAUUGACGAGAAUAAUACGACUGGUGAUCGAUCGAUGGAAGAUUCAACGAGUGGCGGUCACAGUGCGUUUGGAAGUAGCCGAACGGAAGGAUCUCGCCGUGCUCUUUUCAGAGAGAGGGUCAGCUUUGAACAACUGAGAGACAGGAGCAUCAACGUUUCGCAGUGUAGCUCUACCGUUAACGAAGCGCAUGCAGUUGGCGAAGAAACCAUCAACACGAAACUGGCAAUGCACGAAAUGAGCAUGAUGUUCUGCAGUCCAGCAGAUGGGUUGACACAGUCCUGCAAGAAGACGCGGCGUCUCAAGGGUGAACACGAAGAGCUCUUGAGUGACGUCUGUCACCAGACCAGCUUUGAUAGUCUUCCCGCGACGAAGGGUGCUGAAAAUGCUGAUUCUGAAAACGAAGCUGACGCCUUCUCGACUGUUAUGGAUCUAGUGGGGUGCCACGACCGGAAUGUCAACAAAUCGCUUGUCGGCCUUGGAUCAAGCGAAGCCGUUCACGAGAAUAGAGAAAGCCAAAGAGUGAGGCCCCAGGUACAACAACCAAGCCAAGGAGGUGCUCGCCGACGGGCUUUCGGCGCAAUCCUGCAAGGCGAACCCAGUCCCAAGCGACGUGCUCAUGCCCCCAACGACGGUCACAGUCCUGUCACAAUCCUCGAAGAGAGCAAUGAAGACGAUGAAGUCAAUUCCAAAUCCCGCCCUUUGGUACCCGAUGCCAUGUCUCAGUCAACGACCCAAACAACGGGUACAGGGUUUCUCAUUUUCAACGAAGAACAAUACCAGCAUGAUGCCAUUCCUGCAAAUGUCAGCAAGAAAGGUAUUGCUUUUGAAAUCCAUAGAGACGAUCAAGGCAACGACAAUCAAAACUCUUCGACCGAUGCCAUGCCUCAGUCUACGAGCCAAACGAAGGGCCCAGGGUUUCACAUUUUCAGCGAAGAGCAAGAGCAGCAUGAUGCUAUUCCUGCCACCAGUGCAAGCAAGAACGGUCCUGCUUUUGAAAUCCAUAGAGAUGACAAAUGUGAUCAAGGCAACGACAAUCACAACUCGUCUACAGCAACUACUGAAAAGGUCGUCCUUGUGCAGAGACCACCGAGACCACCAAGGACAGCAAUUGCCUCUACGAGUAAUGCCACCAAGACAGAAGUUCCACACAAGGAAACGGCAUCGCUCAGCGAGGAACCCGAAAGUACUGCACUAAUCAUGAAGGAACUGCUCAGUGCUUGCGAGGAAGUCGGAGAGUCAGAGUUGAAAUCGAAACACUCAGAAUCGCCAGAACCCGUGGAUUCGGAGGACACAAUGUUUUUACUCUUUGGAAACAGCAAAGGCGAAUUCCCAAAGACUUGUCCGUCUCCAGUCAAAGACACGACAAACAGUGCUCCUGCCCACGACACAAGCAGUUCUCCAAGCAUCGACGAGUGGUCUCAAAAAGGAGAUGGCGUCUCUUUUAGGCCCAAGGGGACGACAAUCACCGAUCCAAACAGCUUCGGUGACAUAUCUGUCAUUGACAACAUAUCACUCCCCCCUAACAGAAACCCAAUUGCGUCUCCCACGAUAACGUUCAGCUGCUUUGGACAGCAGGAGGCUGUCGAUUAUGGCCAAACUCUGAAGGCAGCAGAAACAGACGCGCUGAAAAGGGUCAAGAAGUCUGCUUCAGGGACGGAGCAAUGUCCAAGCCUCGCAGAAAUCCUAAAAGCUACUGCCGUGUACAAUCUCCCAAAGUACAUUCUUCCAAAGGCCUUCAGAAAGAAGCUGCUGGACAAUAAUUCUGUUCUGAAGAUUGGACACAGCAAGGGCACCGUGAAACGCGAGCUAGGAAGGGGGGCGCACGGCAUUGUUGUACUCUUGAGUAUGGAUGAUGAACCCAGCAGCACCUCGAUGGCAGUCAAGGCACAAGCUUCAACCGAAACGUUGGCUAUGGAAUAUGAAAUUCUCAAGAAGGUACAUCUUCGAGUACAGUGCGAUCUCUUUCCAUUUCCCAAGCCGUUAUCGUUUGUUGCUUUGGCAGACGGCGGGAUGAUGAGCAUGACGGCAGCAUCGGAUAGUGGGUUGCACCUUGUCGACCUGGUGAACCUGUAUCGCCGGCACAAUGAGAAGAUUGAAGACUUGAUCCCGCUCCAUUAUGCCUCAAGGAUGCUGCAUCAUUUGGAACUCCUCCAUUGGCAUGGCAACAUUCUGCACUGCGAUGUCAAGCCCGACAACUGGGUUCUUUGCUCUUCUCAGGGCGUCGACGGAGCAGACUUGAUGCUGGUUGACUUUGGACGCGCCAUCGAUCUUGCUGACCUGGCAAACAGUCCCCACGACGCCAAAGAUGUCAAAAUGAUCGGCGAUGCAGCUGAAGAAGACAUGAUGACUGUUGCAAUGAAGAAGAAGCGACCCUGGUCGUUUGAUACAGACACAUUUGGACUGUGUGCGAGCAUCCAUGUGCUGCUCUUUUACUCUCACAUCGAAAUAACGCAAGACCAGCGUACGAAGAGAUGGAUGCCAAAGCAAAGAUUCAAACGCUAUUGGCAAACGGAUUUGUGGAAAGAGGUAUUCGAUACGUUGUUAAACGAUCCCAUUUCGUCUAGACCACGAUCUCUGCGUGAUUUGCGUGAGAAAUUGGACAAGCGUCUUGAGUCGAACUAUCAAAAGCUGGACCAUCUCUUGAAGCGGCAGUCAAGAAUGCUUCCUUCUGGUCGAAUUGAAAUGAAUCCACCUUGA
This is a messenger RNA of Seminavis robusta, 4323 nucleotides long. Lineage: Eukaryota; Bacillariophyta; Bacillariophyceae; Naviculales; Naviculaceae. The record is from the annotation of a GenBank genome assembly.